This is a messenger RNA of Dioszegia hungarica, 1722 nucleotides long. Its product is annotated as cyclin-like protein. The record is from RefSeq and is a predicted model, not a curated record. Bases 1 to 1722 code for a protein of 573 amino acids. The transcript is spliced from 4 exons. Gene Ontology annotation, molecular function: cyclin-dependent protein serine/threonine kinase regulator activity. Gene Ontology annotation, cellular component: cyclin-dependent protein kinase holoenzyme complex; nucleus; centrosome. Lineage: Eukaryota; Fungi; Basidiomycota; Tremellomycetes; Tremellales; Bulleribasidiaceae. Gene Ontology annotation, biological process: G2/M transition of mitotic cell cycle; regulation of cyclin-dependent protein serine/threonine kinase activity.
AUGAUACGCAAUACACCCUGUCCUCGCGAACCUUUCGGCCCGCUCUUCUCUUUAUUCACUCAACCACCCCAACAGACGCGACGCACGACUCGGCGAGCGGAUGAGAACGCGGCACCGUCUGCCCGGCUCAGGUCUACCGCUGCGGCUGCCCCUGCCCCAAGCGGCAAGGCGGCCAAUACCGCCUCCAACAUUCCCGUCCUCAAGCGCGCACACUCGGCGGUGACGGCGACGGCGCCGGCUCCGGCGGCUAGCAAGCCUGUGGCGGCUGGGACGAAGCGGAGCGCGCUAGGCGAGGUGACCAAUGGCGGCAAGGACAAUGUAGCGAAGGGCGGUAAGGGGAAGGAUGAGGGCGCUAAGGAAAAGCGGGCGCUGCAGCAGACCUCGUCGGCGCAAAUACCAGCCUCUGCCGCGGUGGCCGGUCCGGCGCGUCGGACGCGGUCCAGCACAGGUGCCGCACCGGUCGUCGCGCCCGUCGUUGAACCAGCACCCAAGCGUCGAACAACCUCCCGCAUUCCCGUUGCCGCUCGGUCUCGCUCCACUACCGCGUCGACAUCUACUACUGUCGCGGACGGUCGGCUCAAGGAGCGCAAACUCAAUAUUGCCAUCGAGACGAAGGAGGUAGUAGAGCCAGAUCCGGCGCGCAAGAAGCGCAAGACGUCUUCACCGGCGCCGGAGGAAGACACGGAAGAGGACGACCUAGCGGACGAGGAGCUGUAUGAUGAGGAUGGCCGGGAAGUCGUGCUCAACAGCGGUGGAAGGGCGACGCGUUUGAGGUCACCAGAGCGCGGUACUCGAGCAAAGGAUGCUGGGUGGACAGACCUGGAUGCGGAGGAUGAUGGAGAUCCGACCAUGGUCAGCGAGUAUGUCGUUGACGCGUUCAACUACAUGCUGGCUAUCGAAUCCAAAAGCAUGCCGGACCCAGAAUACAUGGACCGCCAAGCCGAGCUGACCUGGGAAAUGCGCGCUCUCCUUAUGGACUGGCUCAUCGAGGUCCACUCCAAAUUCCGUCUCCUCCCCGAAACCCUCCUCAUCGCCGUCAACAUGAUUGACCGGUUCCUCUCCCAGCGCGUCGUCUCGCUCGAAAAGCUCCAGCUGGUCGGCAUGACCGCGCUCUUCAUUUCGGCCAAGUACGAGGAGGUCAUCUGCCCCAGUAUCACCCACUUCCUCCACAUGGCAGACGGCGGAUUCGCGGUGGACGACAUGAUCAAGGCGGAACGAUACAUGUUGUCCACGCUGGACUUUGACAUGUCUUACCCCAACCCCCUCCACUUCCUCCGGCGGAUCUCCAAGGCGGACGGGUAUGAUAUCCAGACCCGUACGCUUGCGAAAUUCCUCAUUGAGGUCAUGUGCGUGGAGAAGCAGUUGAUUGUGUACAAGCCGAGUCUGUUGGCGGCGGCGGGGACGUGGUUGGCCCGUCUGUGCUUGGACCGGGGACGAUGGACUCCCAAUCUUGUUCAUUACUCUACCUACGCGGUCUCGGAGCUCCUCGAGCCUGCUCAAAUCAUGGUCGACUAUAUCCUCAGUCCCACUCUUAAUACCGACGGCGGCUUCUACAAGAAGUACGCCUGCAAAAAGCACAUGAAGUCCUCCGUCUACAUCCGACAAUGGGCGUUGAACCGCUGGCCCGAGAGCGCGGACGGCACGAGCGAGUUCCAAGGCGAGGAGCUCGUCGCCGAGAUCGAGGGGAGGCUCGAGCCUGUCAUGGAGGUCCGGGACUACUAG